CGCCGUUCUGUCUCUUCGUUUCGCAGUCUCGCGGAAACGCGGGGCGCUCUUGCGAACAGUCUCACACGCAUGCGCAGUUUCUUUCAGUCGAGCUGUGAGUCCCGUUGCCCCACGGAGUCGCGCGGAAAAACACGAGCGAUUUGCAUCUUUUUCUGCAUUGCAGUAUCGUUUUCGUCUUCCCCUCUUCUGCAGCCUCUGAAGGAUCUCUCUUUUCCUCCGCAGGAAUCCCUCUCGCCUCUGAGAGCCGCUUCCACGCCCCCUCUCGACGCCACUCGAGUCGACUCCUCUCGAACUCGACCCUGACCAUCCUGUUCUACGAAAGCUUGCAUUAAGUCUUAUAUAUUUACUUAUACAUUUAUGUAUAUUCGCGACUACAUACGUCCACUGCGUCCACUGUGUUUGCUCGUUAGAGGAGAAUAUAGACCAAAACGAUCUCGCGUUCACCACCUACACUGCGAGGAUCGACUGGACAAAGUCCGGUGGGGUGGCGGAGCUGAACAACUUCUUUCCUCUCCCCUCGCCUUUCUGUUUUUUUUUCGAGACCACAAGAGCCCUCAAAGCAGAUUCGUCGCUCCCGUUGAUUCUGUUGUUUCUCGUCGCACGCGAUCCAUACACAUCCGUAGAUACAUAUGCGUAUAUUCGCUUAUAUUCUCUGUGAUCCAAGAGCCGUUCCUCUUUGAGCAGGUUUCACACGAAAAGAAUCCAGCAGUUCAAAGGGGCUGUCGGACCUGUUCUUUUCUGGACCUCGGUGUUUGGCUGCCCUUCUUUUUCGUGUGUUCCUUGUUCCGUUCUUGUCUCCGGUCUGCUUCCCGCUUCUCGCUCGCGCCGUGAUUUCUGGAGAUCUUCCCCUCGCCUCGUCUCUCUCGCUUGCUGGUUCCCAGGUCUCCUUUUCCCUCUCGGCAGACUCACUGCCUCUUUUCACCGUCUCGUCUCCCCUUUGUUCCACCUUUUUCCUCUCCAAGUCUCCGAUGAUGGAUUCUUGCAUGGGCGACGAAGACCAAGGCUUCGUCCCAGUCCGGCGUCGGGGGCGCAGCCGGAAAGACUUCCAAGAGACAGGUUCGGCGCCGUACGACUCGAGAGGUGACAGCGUCGCUGCGCCUUCUCUGGACGUUUUGCAGCCUGCCGCUGACGACCUGACUCUGGGCGCCGGCGUCGAGGAGGAGGAGUCUCCGCCGGCGGCCAGUGCGGCUUCUGACCGUUCGCUCCCCUCUUCUUCGCAGCCGCGGACGACGUCGUCCGCGGCUGCGAAGAAGCAGUCCCCGACAGUUCGGUUCGAGGUGCGAAGACUCUUGGUGCCGCCGCACCGCAUGUCGCCCCUGCGGAAGCAGUGGACAGAGAUCCUGGAGCCGCUGGUGACGCAUCUGAAGCUGCAAGUCCGGAUGAACUUGAGGCGUCGCUGCGUUGAGCUCCGGACGCGCGUCGGCGUCGCGGCGCAGAAGGCCGAGGCGUCGGUGAGAGACAGCGUGCAGGCGAACAGCUCGCUGCUUCAGAAAGGCAGCGACUUCGUCCGGGCGUUUCUCCUCGGCUUCGAGGUGAGGGACGCGAUUGCGCUGCUGCGGCUGGACGACUUGUUCAUCGAGUCGUUCGAAAUCAAAGAUGUGAAGCGCUUGAACGGCGAUCACCUCAGCCGGUGCAUUGCGCGGCUGAAUGGACGCGAAGGGAAGACCAAGUACGCGAUCGAAAACGCUACUCGCACGCGCCUCGUCUUCGCAGACAGCCGCAUACAUAUCUUAGGGUCCUUCGAGAACAUCAAGCUCGCGAGACACUCGAUCUGCUCUCUCGUCUUGGGCGCGCCCCCAGGGAAAGUGUACAACCACCUGCGGACAGUCACGCGACGCCUCGCAGAGAGACUCUGAGCCUCUCUCCCGCCGAGCGCGACCGGCGCAGAAAGCAUAUGACGAGGGAACGGACGGGGAGAAGAAGCAGGCCGAAGAGCGCAGCGAGAACAGCCGCGGAGAAGAGGAGCGAAGAGAGGGGCCUCGCGUGAGGGGAGAGAGAUGGACGCGACGUCUGCGCAGAAGGCCUGAGAGCAGGACAAGCAGCGAAGAAAAGAGAAAACGGAGAAGAACAUGGACGGAGAGACGGGGAAGGGGGGCAUGCGAGUAGGGGGAAAUGCGAUGUCGGGCACUGCGUGUAUGCGUUCGACUCCACAGGCAAAAGCGGCUCCGGGGAAGUUCGCAGGACGAAGAGGCAAAUGAAGAAGUUGUCGCUGCAUGCGUCAAUGAAGGUAAAUUGCGGCGAGUUGCGGGAGGCUGGUGCCGGAGAAAGAGAGAGACUUGCAAGGACAAGACGAGGAGAUGAGGGAACUCAGAGAGGAGAGGCGUGAGCACUCGCAUUGCAAGUUCGAGAAAAGGGAAGAGAGAGGGACAGACGAAACGCGUGGAGCGCACAGAUGUAGAAACGGCGACUGAGAGCAAGGAGCGCUUGUGUCUGAGGCGGAGCAAGAGGGACAGCAGGAAGCAGACGGGAGAUGAGAGGUGAUCCGCAGCACAAGAAGAAGAAGAGUCACGCACUGGAAGACACGACAGAGGCGCGGAAGAGUCUGGAGAAGGAGAGAACGAAGAGGAGGCAGAAGAGGAGGCAGAAGAGGAGGCAGAAGAGGAAGAAGAGUGAAUGACCUCCCUGUCUGUCAAGUGGAUGAACCGCCGAUCGAAAGAAACUGUUUCCGAGAUUCAGGUGACAUGUGAAAUAGGUUUCCUGUCCGACGGCUGUCACUCUUUGUGUUGGUGCUGACAAAGAAGACUGAGCGUCCCUGACCUCCGAGUUUCAACGAUUGAUGUUCAUGCGUUUAUAAAACGUUCACCACUGCCUUCCGUGACGAGUGGACUGCACGAGGCCAGGCCGUGAAGGGCAUUCCCCGUCGGAGUGCGAUCUCGUGAGAAAUCGUUUCAUCCUGCGAAAAAAAGCGCUCGCUCGGAACUGUAACUUGCGCCCCUGCCGUGCCUGGCGUUGUUCUGAACGCAGAUGCGCGUCCCUCUGCUACGUCGUUUGUCUGUUGGCUUCCUUUUGGCCAUGUCUCCCUCGAGCGGGUGUCUCGGUGUCUUUUGCAAAGGAACGUGAGGCGUGACGAGAAGGAAGGUCGGGCAAUGCUUCCCCGCUGUGUCUCGCCUUUUGUCUCUAGCCGUUAAAUCGAUCUGGAAAGUCCUCGAACGUUCUCGCUCGACCUUGGUCAGCGCCCCCUGCGCUCCGGAGUGUCAGUGUGCAAAGCAAAGGUCCUCAACUUGAACUGAGGAGGCAGGCACUGCCAGGCGUUCGGCUACAGCUCCUUGAAUGUAUCCUAUCUGUUGGGGCAACGAAGAACUGUCGCACAUUUUUCAGCAGUGGAGUUGAUGUGCCGGACAGAAGACUGCUCUCAGCGUUCGUAACUCCGUCAGGUCCGUGAUGCUCACUGGCGUCCAGCGUCGCGAAGUUUUCAGGGGAAUAUCCCUUUCACUGGAAACGCAACUCCCUUCUUCGGAGAAUACAUAGGCCUCACUCAGAGUUUGCAUGAAUUCUUGUUGAAAAAAGACUUGCCCGGAUCCCUAGUAUGCAGCACCCGCAGCCUUGGACUUGGUGCCGAUAUCCAGAAAGCGCGGUGGUUGAUGUGAACAUGCGGCUGAGAAGCAAGUUCGGCAAAGUCUCCCUUUAGCUGUUGGAGCACCUUCGCGAACCGAGUUCCCAGUUUCUAGAAUCCGUUACCCAAAAAGUGGAGCCUCAUAUGUUUCCGCGAAAAACAAAUCAACGGAUCAUACGUUCCACGUUAGAACGAAAUCCGAGAUCAGGAAAUACGGCGCCUGCAAGGGACGAACGGGGAAAACAGCGCUUUGCCAGGUGGCGUGAGAUGCACUCUUAUUUCGCGCAAACUUUCGAAGCUUCAGUUACAGUCUGUGUGUGGCCAAAGCGGUCGAGGUUCAGUAUGUUUCCCCUUGUGAGAAACACGGGAAGAAGCACUGAACAUCCCUCGGAACGCCGAUCCAGUGAACGCGAAUCGCUGGAUGCGAAGGAAACCGUGUUCGUCCCCUGAAACAGCUCCGUUUUCGGCUUGUGUUUUUCCUAAAACAUCCCUCUGAAGAAACAACUAAGCUCCCGCAUUGUGGCGCCGCGAAAGCGACAGCUUGCCGGCAGAAGUUACUGCGAGAGUUCUGCGGUGGGCAGAAAAGGUGACAAUAGGAGCUUGUUCAAGAAACACAGUCUUUGUGGCCGCUAAAACGUAUGCAUGAGAAGAAAUAAACCUGUUUGACAAGACUUUCGAGACUCUUUGUGAGCGCGAAUGCAGAUGUUGAAGACUUAUCGCGCGAUGUGCUUCAAGCUGCAGAGCACAGCUCAACCUUGAGGCUGUUCUGACUCGUGCGGCGCCGACCACCGGCAAGCGCUGAGAACACAGCCAAUCUGUAGGCAGAUAGAUCGAUUUUCUGUUUUGAUUCCCCGUGGUAACACAGUCAAGGCACAGCGGCAGGAGUCACCUCAAUCCGUUUCUUUCAGGCAAGCGGUACAAAAGGCGUGAAACUAAAUUCUUUUUUUUUGGGGGGGGGGUGCCUGACUAGUCCGACGGCAGCGCCGACGGUGAGAGGCGACAUCGAUGCUACUUUGUCUCUUUCAGAAGAUUUCUUGAGCGCAGCGCAAGGGAAGACAACUGGUUCAAAAGGACUAGCACAGUUUCUGAUUCCCGACGGGGAAACGGGUGGACUGCGGCUUCUGAACGCGAAAGACAAAAUCGACGAAGAAGCGAAACGGUCUGCUCUUCCGACGAUGGGGACAGCGGUGUGCUGUGUGAAGUGAUGCACACAGACUCCAGGAGUGCUAUCGUUUCCCUGAAAGUGAAAGGUUCUUUCUCGUUCAGAAGGGUGGAAACCACAGCAGACAGGAAGCGUAUAGUUCGGCCGAAAUGCUGACACAUGGAUGCGGCUCGAGUUAAAGGCGAACAGUCGAGCAAGCCCGAAAAAUGACACAUAAACGCGUUUACUUACCUAUCUAGACCUACUCAUAUCUGUAAUGAUGUGGUGUUUGCAGAUUCAAAGAGAAGGUUUCAUC
Messenger RNA from Toxoplasma gondii ME49, 5010 nucleotides. RefSeq names its product pre-rRNA-processing protein PNO1, putative. Bases 969 to 1856 code for a protein of 295 amino acids. The transcript has a single exon. NCBI's taxonomy places the organism in Eukaryota, Apicomplexa, Conoidasida, Eucoccidiorida, Sarcocystidae. The record is from RefSeq and is a predicted model, not a curated record. Gene Ontology annotation, molecular function: RNA binding. Gene Ontology annotation, cellular component: nucleolus.